Molecule: messenger RNA, 438 nt
Organism: Camellia sinensis
Lineage: Eukaryota; Viridiplantae; Streptophyta; Magnoliopsida; Ericales; Theaceae
Source: RefSeq, a predicted model, not a curated record
AUGACUAUUGUCCGUACUUUGAUUUCUGUUGCUGCUGUUCGUCAUUGGCCUCUUUAUCAGAUGGAUGUUAAGAAUGCUUUUCUUAAUAGUUAUUUCACUGUGGAGCUCCACACUGUUGAUGAUGUCUCUCUGGAUGAUCCCACUUUAUAUCGUGAGCUUGUGGGUUGCUUAGUCUAUAUGACGGUUAUUCGCCCUGAUCUUGCCUAUGCUGUUCAUGUGGUUAGCCAGUUUGUUUCUACUCCUUGCUCUACACAUUGGACUGCUUUGGUUCAGAUUCUUUGCUAUUUUCACAGUACUAUCUUCCAAGGCUUGCUGUUAUCGUUUACUUCUUCCUUGGAGUUAGUGGCCUAUGAUGAUGCUGAUUGGGCCGGUGAUGUUACCAAUCGUAAGUUCAUUUUUGGUUUCGGUAUGUUUCUUGGCAAUUCCUUGAUCUCUUAG